AGUCUAGGGCUCCGGGUAAAGUUUCAGCCUCUGCACGUGACUCGCCAUGGCCGCUGCCGUCGCCCCGCGCCCCUGAGCUGCGGCCCCCCGGACGGCUCCUCUCCGAGGACUCCACACCCCAGACGCCGGGCAGCGCCGUGGCGCCUGCUUGGGGCAGACCCUGUGCCCGCAGACGCGCAGACGGGUUGCAUCCCCCUCGCUUCGAGCACCACAGGACAUGCCUCCCCCCAGCCGCCUACCUGGGGCCCUUCUGGGAGUGGCAUCCUUUUUGAUACCCUGAAGACCAGCUCUGGACCUUCCUUCAAAAGUGUCGGCUCCCAGGACCGCUUAACCAAAGGACGUAUUCUCGGGACGUCCCCCAAUCCAUCUGGCCCCUCCGGCUAGGGAGGGGGACCCAGAAGACUGAAGUUGACUAACUUGGGACUUGCAGCUUCAGGGACAGAAGGGGGUGGGGGUGGGCUGACCACCCAACCCCCCCUCUGGGCCCCCCACGGCCCCAUGCCCCGAGGAAGAGGGACUGCGUGAAGGCCAUCACAGCUGCCUGCCAGACUGUUUGCCUGCCCUUCUGACUGUGGCCGCUUGGCAUGGCCAGCAAUAGCAGUUCCUGCCCAACACCUGGGGGCGGGCACCUCAAUGGGUACCCAGUACCCCCCUACGCCUUCUUCUUCCCCCCUAUGCUGGGUGGACUCUCCCCGCCCGGCGCUCUCACCAGCCUCCAGCACCAGCUUCCAGUCAGUGGUUACAGCACACCGUCCCCAGCCACCAUCGAGACCCAGAGCAGCAGUUCCGAAGAGAUAGUGCCCAGCCCUCCCUCGCCGCCACCCCUGCCCCGCAUCUACAAGCCCUGCUUUGUUUGUCAAGACAAGUCAUCCGGCUACCACUAUGGGGUCAGCGCCUGUGAGGGCUGUAAGGGCUUCUUCCGACGCAGCAUCCAGAAGAACAUGGUGUAUACGUGUCACCGGGACAAGAACUGCAUCAUCAACAAGGUGACCCGGAACCGCUGCCAGUACUGCCGGCUGCAGAAAUGCUUCGAAGUGGGCAUGUCCAAGGAGUCGGUGCGAAAUGAUCGAAACAAAAAGAAGAAAGAGGCACCCAAGCCCGAGUGCUCGGAGAGCUACACGCUGACGCCGGAGGUGGGGGAGCUCAUCGAGAAGGUCCGCAAAGCGCACCAGGAGACCUUUCCGGCCCUCUGCCAGCUGGGCAAGUACACUACGAACAACAGCUCAGAACAACGCGUCUCCCUGGACAUUGACCUCUGGGACAAGUUCAGUGAACUCUCCACCAAGUGUAUCAUUAAGACUGUGGAGUUCGCCAAGCAGCUUCCCGGCUUCACCACCCUCACCAUCGCCGACCAGAUCACCCUCCUCAAGGCUGCCUGCCUGGAUAUCCUGAUUCUGCGAAUCUGCACGCGGUACACGCCUGAGCAAGACACAAUGACCUUCUCAGAUGGACUGACCCUGAACCGGACUCAGAUGCACAACGCUGGCUUUGGCCCCCUCACCGACUUGGUCUUUGCCUUUGCCAACCAGCUGCUGCCCCUGGAGAUGGACGACGCUGAGACUGGACUGCUCAGUGCCAUCUGCCUUAUCUGUGGAGACCGCCAGGACCUGGAGCAGCCAGACAAGGUGGACAUGCUGCAGGAGCCGCUGCUGGAAGCACUGAAAGUCUACGUCCGGAAACGGAGGCCCAGCCGACCCCACAUGUUCCCCAAGAUGCUGAUGAAGAUCACAGACCUUCGGAGCAUCAGCGCCAAGGGAGCUGAACGGGUGAUCACACUGAAGAUGGAGAUCCCUGGUUCCAUGCCACCCCUGAUCCAGGAGAUGCUGGAGAACUCUGAGGGCUUGGACACUCUAAGCGGACAGUCAGGGGGCGGAACGCGAGAUGGGGGUGGCCUGGCCCCACCUCCGGGUAGCUGUAGCCCCAGCCUCAGUCCCAGCUCCCACAGAAGCAGCCCAGCCACUCAGUCCCCAUGACCACCCCGACACACGGACAGCCCUCACCCCGACAGACACACGGACAGCCCUCACCCCGGCCCUGGCUCUCUCUGCCUUCCUGCCGGCCGCGUGACCUGUCGACACUCGUCCUCUCAGACAGAACUGGGGACCUUCGGGGGGAGGGACAGAAGGGAGAAGGCAGUGACUCUGUGGACAGAGGCCUGGACCCGAGAUGGACUGCCCUUUUCCGGCAGCCUGGGCUGGCAUCAGGGGCCGGGCGUUGAGCCACGUGAGGACCUGGGCCUGAGCCCUCACCCACCUUGCCACGUCUUCAUCACCAGCAAAUGCCGGGACCUGGCUCCCUGUCCUCGGAACUCAAGCCAUCGUUCCCCAGAUGGGGACUUCCCCCAACCCCUGCUUUGGAUGGUGACAGAGGGUGCCCAGGGUGGGGGAGACCCCCUGUACAUAUCCUGCGUACCAACCCCCAGAUAUUAAUUCUCGCUGGUUUCGUUUUUUUUAAUUUUUUUGUUUUUUGUUUUUUUGUUUUUUUUUUAAUAAGAAUUUUCAUUUUAAGCACAUUUAUACUGAAGGAAUUUGUGCUGUGUAUUGGGGGAGCUGGAUCUCGAGCUGAGGGGGGUGGGUCCCGGGGAUGGGCAGGGCUCAGAGGGCUCCCCUCUCCCUUGAUGUCCCAGCGGAUGCUCCCACAUCCCAGUCUUUGCUCCUCAGUUUUCUCUGAUACUGUGAAAUACUAAUUUUCCAAGGCCACCUUCCCUACCCCGUGCAGGAAAGCAGCUUCCCCUCCCCCCUCUGCUCAGCCACUGGGUGUGGGCAUCUUGGGCAGCUACCCCUGGGAAGAGAGGAUCCUGGCUUUUGGUUUGUCCCCCUACCCACCAAUAAUCAGGGUGAGGGUGGAGCUAGGGCCCCUGGGAUGAUAGACUGUUCCUCCUCACUGCCUGUCAGCUCACUUCAUCCAAGCCCCAGCCCCACUGUGAAGGGGCCAGCUAAGGGGUCCAAGUUACCCCAGCCCCCAGCCUCAUAGCCACCAGCACCCCAUGGGGCCCUCCAAUGCGCAUACACACACACACACACACACACACACACACACACACACACACACACACAGCCUGAGUUCCUCCAAUUUCCCCAGCCUAUCCCCAACCCCUUGGCCCCCUCCUUGCCCCGCAGGACGGGACUCCAGGGGGUCACCUCCCCUACACCCCUGGGCUGGGGGAGCAGGCUCUACCUUGCCCUCCUGCCUGGGUGGGGUCUCACCCUGGAGCCCACUGGCGCACCUGUUCCUGCUGGGUUUCCGCUGAGAUCUA
This is a messenger RNA of Mus pahari (shrew mouse), 3256 nucleotides long. It is a transcript of the gene Rara, whose product is annotated as retinoic acid receptor alpha. Gene Ontology annotation, cellular component: transcription regulator complex; nucleus. Gene Ontology annotation, biological process: retinoic acid receptor signaling pathway; cellular response to corticotropin-releasing hormone stimulus; regulation of transcription by RNA polymerase II. The record is from RefSeq and is a predicted model, not a curated record. The coding region runs from base 585 to 1973 and encodes 462 amino acids. NCBI's taxonomy places the organism in Eukaryota, Metazoa, Chordata, Mammalia, Rodentia, Muridae. Gene Ontology annotation, molecular function: RNA polymerase II cis-regulatory region sequence-specific DNA binding; nuclear receptor activity; nuclear glucocorticoid receptor binding. The transcript is spliced from 9 exons.